Aspergillus sclerotioniger CBS 115572 is the source of this 839-nucleotide messenger RNA. RefSeq names its product ribonuclease P Rpr2/Rpp21/SNM1 subunit. The transcript has a single exon. The record is from RefSeq and is a predicted model, not a curated record. Bases 48 to 638 code for a protein of 196 amino acids. Gene Ontology annotation, cellular component: nucleolar ribonuclease P complex. NCBI's taxonomy places the organism in Eukaryota, Fungi, Ascomycota, Eurotiomycetes, Eurotiales, Aspergillaceae. Gene Ontology annotation, biological process: tRNA processing.
CUUCUCCAUAUGCUUCCUCCAGUCUGAUCUCCUGAUUACUCUCCACCAUGGCCAAGACUAAAGUAAAGGGCAAGAAAGACUCCGCCGGAGGUGCGCACAGCCACAUCCGUGCACGAAUCAAUUAUCUCUACAAUGCUGCCACCUUCUUGCAAUCAGUAGCGACACCUCCUGCGCAACAGCAAAUCGACAAGACGGGCCAAAAGGAGAACGACACCGUGAUGCAAGCAUCAGCGCGUAUAGUGCCCCAGUUGGCAAAUUCCGAAACAGUGUUGGAGAAGGCACCCGCUGGCCCGAGCACUCAAGCGACCACCGAGCACUUGCCUCAACUUUCUCGGGUCUAUAUGUCGCAAAUGCGUGGCGUCUCUCUGAAAACGCAGCUUCGACUACCCGUUGAUGUGAAAAGGUCGUUCUGCAAACGCUGCGAUACGCGCCUUAUUCCUGGUGUGACUUGUAUGCAGGAGAUCCGAAACGCUAGCCGUGGCCGCAAAAAGCCGUGGGCCGACGUUUUGGUGGUCUGUUGCUCUACAUGUGGAACAGAGAAGCGCUUUCCCCAAGCAGAGAAGCGAAGCAGAAAGUUGUCUGAACGUCGGAAAGACAUAUCGCAGCAUCCGAGAGAAGAGCCAACUGUGGGCGCUUGAUUACCUAGCAUAGAACGCCCAUGAUUUUACGUUACAUUUUCUCCGCGUCGCCUCCGAGGGGCCCAUUUCUAAAACCGCAGUCUGCGGCAUGGCUCACCUUUGAAGUCGAGCAUUCAGAACGGGCAUCGACCCUAAUACAGCCAAGCAAGAAAUCAUCGAAGUGGAUCUGAUGCCAGAGGCUUCUACUCGGAGACUGAAGAA